UCCAUGGGCUAAAUCCAAGUGGCUAAAAUCUACGAUCACCGUUUUCUAUUAUCGGAAACAUAACAGAAAAUUUUUAUUGGGGAAACGCUCUCAAUUUCAACUCUCCUGCUCGAUUUUCGUGAAUUAAGGCAGAAAAAAAAAAUACACGCACAGCAGAGACUCAAUUUUCUCCAAUUUCGAUCCAAUGGCUUCUCGCAGACGCAUGCUCUUAAAAGUCAUAAUUCUCGGUGACAGCGGGGUUGGGAAGACCUCGUUGAUGAAUCAGUACGUGAAUCGGAAGUUUAGUAAUCAGUACAAAGCGACGAUAGGAGCUGAUUUUUUGACAAAAGAAGUUCAAUUUGAGGAUAGGUUGUUCACAUUGCAGAUAUGGGAUACUGCUGGGCAAGAAAGGUUUCAAAGUCUUGGAGUGGCUUUCUAUCGUGGCGCUGACUGUUGUGUUCUUGUGUAUGAUGUGAAUGUCAUGAAAUCAUUUGAUAAUCUUAACAAUUGGAGAGAAGAGUUUCUGAUUCAGGCUAGUCCUUCUGACCCUGAAAACUUCCCAUUUGUUGUGUUGGGGAACAAGAUAGAUGUGGAUGGUGGAAAUAGUCGGGUGGUUUCAGAGAAGAAAGCAAAGGCGUGGUGUGCUUCUAAAGGAAACAUACCUUACUUUGAGACUUCUGCAAAAGAAGGAUUUAAUGUGGAUGCUGCUUUCCAAUGCAUAGCCAAAAAUGCACUCAAGAAUGAGCCUGAAGAAGAAAUAUAUCUUCCUGAUACAAUCGACGUAGCGAGUGGAGGGCAGCAGCAAAGAUCCACAGGAUGUGAAUGUUGAGAAGGAAUUUCCAGACUCCCAUCAUUUUUAUUGGAAAUGCAACUUCUUUUCAAAUGUUUCCACUCAGUAUGCAGUGAUCAUAACAAGGGGACUAAUAACUAGGAAGAGGGCAUACAAAAUUUCAUUAUGUAUCAUAUGCAACUGUGGGAGCACAGUUCCAUUUUUAAUCAUUUUGUUUCCUUCUGAAAAUUUUACACUUGUAUUCAAUUAUGAUUCCUCUGGAUGAUUAAUAUUAUUAUACAGGGAAAUUGAUGUUUUCUUCAUUUA
Messenger RNA from Manihot esculenta (cassava), 1075 nucleotides. Its product is annotated as ras-related protein Rab7. Gene Ontology annotation, molecular function: GTP binding; GTPase activity. Bases 185 to 808 code for a protein of 207 amino acids. Gene Ontology annotation, cellular component: vacuolar membrane. The transcript is spliced from 7 exons. Lineage: Eukaryota; Viridiplantae; Streptophyta; Magnoliopsida; Malpighiales; Euphorbiaceae. The record is from RefSeq and is a predicted model, not a curated record.